Metarhizium brunneum ARSEF 3297 is the source of this 1260-nucleotide messenger RNA. RefSeq names its product O-methyltransferase PaMT. The record is from RefSeq and is a predicted model, not a curated record. Gene Ontology annotation, molecular function: O-methyltransferase activity. Lineage: Eukaryota; Fungi; Ascomycota; Sordariomycetes; Hypocreales; Clavicipitaceae.
AUGUCGUCCGACAACACAUCAGUCUCCCGUCUGACUCAGCUUGCGGCAUCAAUCCUCAAUUCUGUUUCAAGGCUCGAGGCUACGCUGUCGAUGCAGGCGUGUCCAUUGCCUUCUUUUGACCAAGACGCGCCAACACUGUUGCCAAAAGAUGCAAUUGGCAUAAGAGACUCCAUUAUUGAUUGUGCUGCCGAAAUCCAAGACCUCCUUCUAGGUCCCUUCGACAUGCUGUACAUGCAUGGAUCAGUCAACAGUUCGGUAUCACUGCAGGCGAUAUCCCGAUUCAAGAUUGCUGAGCUGGUACCGUUGGGCGGCCGAACGACGUUCGCCAGUAUUGCCCAAGAGAUCGGCCUAGGCGAACGAACCGUGCGCAGGUUACUAAGGCAUGCAACAACCAUGCGAGUAUUUCAUGAGCCAGAACCGGGAGUCUUGGUUCACACGAAGGCGUCCAAACUACUGAGGGAUCCUGUGGCCAACGCCUGGCUGCUCUGUGGAACCGAGGAGAUGUGGACUGCGUCUGUAAAGAUGGUUGAAGCUUUAGAGAAGUGGCCCGAGUCACAAGAACCAAACCAUACGGGCUUCGCCCUUUCAAACAAUACUGGAGAGAGUAUUUAUGAAGUGCUGAAGCAAAACCCUCAACGAGCCGCUCGAUUCGGGAACAAUAUGAAGGCAUUUAUGGAGAUGCAGGAGUUCAACUCAACCCAUGUUGUCAACAACUAUGACUGGAAAUCUCUAGGCCAAGUCCGAAUUGUCGAUGUUGGAGGAGGACCAGGCCACAUCAGCCUAGAGUUGGCUAAACAUUUUCCCCAUCUCUCCUUUAUUGUACAAGAUUUGGAGAUUUUCACUCCCGACAUUCCAGAUGAAGUUGGGGACAGGAUCAAGUACAUGAAGCACGAUAUGUUUGCACCUCAAACUAUCCAUGCAGAGGUUUAUUUCUUUCGCUGGAUCUUGCACAACUGGUCCGAUAAAUAUUGUCAUCUAAUUCUCAAACGUCUUAUCCCGAUGUUGACGCCGGGAACCAAGAUUAUCAUUAAUGAGAUAUGUAUGCCGGAGCCGCGUACCAUUUCACACUGGAGAGAAAGGUAUUUAAGGUCAUUCGAUCUCUUAAUGGGCGCGGGCUUCGCUUCCCACGAAAGAAACCUAGAUGAAUGGAAAGCUCUGUUUACAGAGGCAGACCCAAGGUUCAAGUUCUCCAUGGUCAACGAAUCUAACGAGUCUGCGCUUGCAAUCAUGGAGUUCGUGUGGACAGACUUGACGGGGUAG